AUGGCGCGUUUUGCGAACAACUCUCCUUUGAAGACUGAAAACCAGAAGAAGAUAGGGACGCCACCUCCCUACGGACCCGUCGGCGUCGAAGCGGCUCGUGCGGCAUCUUCCUCUUCGCCGGCGGAGCCUACGCUUUUCAAGCAUGAGUUCUCAAUGGCCGACCGUGUCGCGCUCGUGUCGGGCGCGAACCGGGGGCUCGGGCUGGAGAUGGCCAUGGCGCUCAUCGAAGCGGGCGCGCGUGCGGUGUACUGCGUGGACAUGCCCAAGGCGCCUGGGGAGGAAUGGACGAAGGUGAAGGAGUACACCAGCAGGAUGAAGGGCCUGGCAGGCGAGGGCAGGCUCGAGUACAUUAGUGGCGAUGUGCGGAACCAGGAGGCGAUGUGGAAGAUCGGAGAGGAAAUCGGAAACACGGAGGGUCGGAUGGACGCGUGUGUCGCUGCCGCUGGCAUUCUGAGAUCCCAUACGGAUUGCCUUCAGUAUCCAGCGAAGCAAUUCCAAGAGGUCAUGGAAGUGAAUGUGAACGGCGUCCUGUAUACUGCCCAAGCCGCAGGCAGGCAGAUGGAGCGCUUCGGCAACGGAGGCAGUAUCAUCUUGAUAGCAAGUAUGAGCGGGAGCAUAACGAACAAGGACCAUGCCUGGGUGUCAUACAACACCUCCAAAUCGGCGGUUAUCCAGAUGGCACGCAGCAUGGCCUGCGAACUCGGACCGAAACGCAUCCGGGUGAACUCCUUGAGUCCAGGGCAUAUCUAUACAUCCAUGACCGCAGCAUAUGUAGACACGCAACCGCACCUAGUGGAGAAAUGGUCAAGUUUGAACCCACUCGGUCGCCUCGGACGUCCUGAUGAAUUGAGAGGCGUCGUGACAUGGUUGGCCAGCGAUGCGAGCACGUUCUGCACCGGAAGCGACAUCCUCGUGAGCGGCGGGCACCACGCGUGGUAG
This is a messenger RNA of Laetiporus sulphureus 93-53, 939 nucleotides long. Its product is annotated as sorbose reductase sou1. Gene Ontology annotation, molecular function: oxidoreductase activity, acting on NAD(P)H, oxygen as acceptor. Lineage: Eukaryota; Fungi; Basidiomycota; Agaricomycetes; Polyporales; Laetiporaceae. The coding region runs from base 1 to 939 and encodes 312 amino acids. Gene Ontology annotation, cellular component: intracellular anatomical structure. The record is from RefSeq and is a predicted model, not a curated record. The transcript has 7 exons.